UUAGUUAAAAUGAAUUACAUUUUACUUUAAGAAAUGGAAAGGGUCAUCUGAGUCUCUCCUAAGGACCCAGAAAUAAUGACAGUCAAAAAAUGCCCCUAUGAUUUCCAAAAGGCUCCCUAGAAGGUGAGACCCUCCCUUUGAGAGUCCUUGCUAUAGACAAUGGAGUGGGAAUGGAAACUGGGUACAAGAGAGCAAUGGGGUCAAUAGGACCUGAGGGAUAAAGAAGGAAGCAUCUAAAAAUGACUCCCUGGUUUCUGGUUUUGAGGACUUGGGGGUUGUGUUUCUUUUAACACAGGAGGAAGCCCAGGAUCGGGGUGCGGGUAGGGGUGAGGAGUUCAGUUCUUGCCUUUUUUGACCGAGGUGCCCUGAGGCACUGCCAGCCAAGGUGGAGCAAGUUGGGACUCUGGAGCUGUGGAAGGGCUUCAGAGGAGCUGGAGACAUUCUGUUUCCCAGGCCAGGUAGUGGGUACCUGGGCUUGUGUGAAUCCUUACACCAGACAUAUGUGAAUUAUGUAUUUGUAUGUAAACCAGUAACGAAGAGAUAGCAAUACUGCUGCCUAAGAAGUGAUCAAGUAUUUGAAGGAGGAAGAAAGGAGGAAGAAGGAAAAGUGGGCCAGAGUCUAGAGAACCUGGCAGGAAACGUGGUGGGGAGAGAAGGAAAAUAGAGGCUGGUCUCCAGAGCCUGGAUUCUAGAACUAGACAGACCUGCGCUUAAAUCUCAACUUCAUCUCUUAGGAGCUGGAUAGGAAAGAUCUACGUAGCCUGGUAGGGCCUCAGUUUUCUCAUCUGUGAAACAGGAACGACAUAGGAACAUCCCAAGGUUGUCGUAAGAAUUAAGUGAGAAAAUGUCACCCGAGGUAUGGUGCUGGCACUUAAUUUAUGCCCUCCGCUUCCUUUCUUAUUACACCUUUCCCUCCCCCUGUGCCCACUCCUUCCUCCCGAUAACAGCUGAAGCUAAAACCAGCCCAGCUGCUCUUCUCCUGUUGAGUUAUUUAUAACUGUAGCCACUUGUGAGCAGCCUGAAAAGGAGGGCUGCUGCCCUUGGGCUUAGACGCUGGGUGUGUGUGUCACCACAACGUGGGCUCUGGGGCUGUGGCUGGAGGGCAGUGGUAUAAGUUCAUGCCAGACGCCCCUUUUAGAAAGAGAAAUGCUGUACUCCCGGAGUUUUCUUCUCAUGCCGCAGGAGUUUUCAGCCCUGGCCGCGAUGUUUGCUGCCUGCUGACGGGAAAGUCUUCCUCAAUUUAUGGUUCAUACCCCAUCCUUCCGAAGUGCUGAUUGUGUUCAAAACUCUGCCUGAAAAGGUAGCUUUUAGAGCCUUAAAGCUAACUCUACAGCUGAUAGCCCCUCUCCAUGACAUUGUGGCCUACCUCUUCAGUUUGGCUAAACUUGGAAAUCGUCCAAAUUUUGAAUUUCCUCUUAAGUCCUAACCCUCUGAGAGGCGACUGGGGAGGAACUAAGGGUAUUGGGAACCCUCCUGGGGAAAGGCACAGGAAGAGGCUCAUUUGUUUCCCGGCGGAGGGUCUCCUCCCACCACCCCCAUGACCACACGGCAACCAUCUGCCCCCUCCUCACAGACAGGCUGCCUUCCCUGCCUGUGCCUGCCAUCUCUGCUCCCACUGAGCCGUGUGAGCCCACAAGAAAGGGAGGCCCAAAUGAGGACUGUUACCAGUGCGUAACAAAGAAAAGGGUCUGAGCUUCAAGAGCUGCAGAAAAUGAUUGACAGCCUCCAGAGCCCCGAAGACCCCACUCUGGUGUCCCAGGUCCUCCUCCUUCGAAGGGAGGUUAUGUUUCUGCAGUUUGACGCUGCAGUGAGGUACCUCAUCCGUAGAAGAACAUUUUUGGCAGCUGGAAAUGCUCCUGCCUACCAGUCUGUCACAGAUGACAUGUAGCAUGGGUUGCCGCCACUGAGCAACUCUCUCAUGAAGAGCAUGUUUGCUUCCCAGCUCAGCUUGCCACAGCCGCUGGAUCCACAGAGCCUCCAGGCAUUUGUGCUGUUCCCUUGGAGAGCAUUUCUGGAAGAUGGAGGACCAUUUCCAGUUACAAGUAGCAGCCCAGAUACCCUAGAAUAUAAGAUGCAGCUAUGCCUCUGUAGGCUGAGUGACCGUGACCUCAAGGUGGCUCAUGGAGAGCUGGCGGGCAAGCAGCUGCUAAUGGAAGAUGUCCUUCUGAGUAAUUAUCAUAUGAUCAUGGAGGGUCCCCCAGGAUGGCAGGCCACACGGGACAAAAAUACACAGCCAGAUUUGUCCAGAGUACAAGGAUUCAGAAGUCGGUUCCAAAGCAGCUCAAAGACCUCCAGGCUGCUGGGGGGCCCAUGUGAUGCAGUGAUGUCCCUUGCUUUGCUGAGAUCAUUUCUGGUGCUCUGGAAGCAACUGGAAGCGCUAAAGGAGCACUGGGGCUGACUCAAGCUGCGAGGCCGGGACAUCAAUUCUCCCUCUCUCCACAAACAGUUCUCGGAGCUCUAUGGGUGAGUGUGCUCAGGGGGAAAUUCAUGUGAAGGAGUGGAACCUGGGAUCUGGCAGAUGACUGCCCUUGCUCUGAGGGUGACGUUUGGUCCAUGAAUUUGGUAUGCCUAGCCCCACUGAUCACAGAGGAGGCUGGGCAGUGUGUCUCUGUGAACAGUGCUUUACGGGAAAAGCUGAGUUCUAUUGACUGCAGGGACAGCCCUGGAUUCCACUGAGCAACACUGUAUAUCAUUUUCCCAGAGUUCUGUCCCUGGGAACUGGUGCUUCUGAAGUGUCCCUUCAGUGCUAACUCUAAGCUUUUUAGCUCAUAGGAUCCCAGCGAGAAUUGAGUGGGGAGUGCUGCUGCCGUGACCUCCUCUCCGCUCUCUGCCCCAUUAGGCCCAAGUCUAAUGAGUCUCUGAGAGCCUCAGGCAUCACAGCCAAGGGUACAAUAUGGUGCAGCAUGAGGUGUUCAGUAUGCAGAGUGCUGGGUUGUUUUCUCAACUUCAAGCCCUGGCUGGGAUGACUUAGCUGGUGGGAAAGGCAUGUGGUUUCUGCCAUAUGUCUGUAAGCAAACAAGCAUUCACUAAGCACCCAACCACCACCCCAGGACCUUACUGAGGGUAUUAAGGCUCACUUUGGUGGCCUAGUCCAAAUUGUCUAUCUUAUGAGUUAUGACAGUCAGCUUUCCUGGUAAACAGGGAGUGAGGAGACUUGUCAAUAUUUUGAAGAAUGAAGACUGAAAUUAAAUGUGCCCAAUGGGAAAAGGCCUCACGAUUUAAUAUUGACUAAGGGAGUGGUAACUGUGGUGGAUUUAGAUGUCGAUGUAAGUGUCUGUGAUGAGUUGGGAGGUUUAUGCAUGAUGACGGGAAACAGAACAUGAAUGAAAAGAAUUGUCAGAGAAUCUGAAAGAGAAAAAAUGUUUGUUAAUUUCUGUCUCUCUUCUUUAAUAGAACUCACAUUCUCCACCCUAGCAUGAAAGCUAUAGCUAGGCGGAUCGGGAAAGAAGAUGAAUUUGAAGGACUUAUAAUAAGUAGUAAGUCCACUCUUCCCGCUAAAGGAGCUUCAGAAAUUGAAAUAAAAGCUCAGCAGACCUUUGGAAACACCAAGUCAUGAGAGAAAACGUUUCAGUUAUCAGACCACAAAUAGUUGAAAAUUUUGUACAGAGAUUACUGGAGAAUUACCAGGAUGGUGGACUAGAGGAAUUAGACAUUAUACGAAGAGGUCAGAGGCCACCUGAAGACAAGGCUGGUCAGAUUGCAGAGCUCAGUUACAAUAUGAUCAUGGAAGUCACUGCUCUGACUCAACUCACGGAUUGGGAGGAGGAGACUCUGGAUCUCAAAAAGCAAAUUCGAAAAGAAGUCCAAGAAGAAUAUGAAGCAUUAGUUCAAGCUUUGUUUGUGACAUGUUUGCACAUCAAAAAGCUGGAUGAGAAUCAGCUUAAUUUGAUCCAGAAAGUGUGUGAGCUCAUCGGUGAAGUAAGAACAGAAGGGACUGACAAUACGAAAGAAGGCCUAAAGAAGAAAUGGGGAUCCACCAGACCUGACGAAGAAAUGAAAGAAAAUCCAGCCAUAGAGCAGCUGCUGGCCUUGGAGCAGGACGACUGCAGCCUGGCCGCCCUGGUGUGCAAAAUGAGAAGCCUGGGCCACUGGAGGCUGGCGGUGCAGCAGGCGCACUUCCGGGGCCAGCUGAGCAGGGCUGAGAAGGAAGCUAUGCAAAGUAAAAAAGAGUGUUUGAACAUCAAACUAAUGGCAGAACAAGAAGUGCUUUUAUUUUGUCAACAGCUAUUGGCUCUAAGGCAGGCCCUGGCCAGGGCUCAGGCAGACAACGUGAGGAUAUGCAAGUAGCAGGAGAGCCAGGCGCAAUUGCUGAAAGAAUUAGAACACAGAGUGACCCAGGAAGCUCUCCACCGGCAGCAGGUGGAUUUAAUGAAAACCUCUAGCAUGGAGAAGCUUUUGGAGGAUGUGGAGCAAAAAGAACAGCACCUGCAGCUCCUUACUGAAGAGGCCAAGAUGACUUCUAAACUGGGCCAGCUCCAGCAGUAGAAAAUUCAGAGAGAACUCUGACAGAUGAGAAGCCGGCUUGCCCACGAGCGUAGCAUGGAGCUGGACGCUUUCCAGUGGAUGGAAGAGCUACAAAGUCAGCUUAGUGACACUGAGAGAUCCUCCGCCCAGAGGAGCUCACCGGGCGGUCUUAUAUCCCUGGCUCACUACUCCCUAAGUUCUGCUUCCACAUCAUCCAGAUACAGCCAGCAACACCUUUUAAAGACUCAUCUCAUGGGAAGUAAAAUAACAAGAAGGAUUCAAAGGCCAAAGACUGUACCUAUUAAACACAAAAAAAGAAUUGACCAUGUCUUCCUACCCAAUGUGGCAGAAAAUGUUCAACUUUCAGGUUUUCAAGUUAAAAUGGCUCCAUCCAGAAUCCCAUUCAGACCUGACUGUGGUGAUGAUGCACUUCCAGAGUAGCAGAAGCCAACUGCCAAGACAAGGUGGGACAUCUAUCAUAAAGGGCAGCAGGGACAUGUGAGUAGUCAAAAUGCCUUGGCACACAGAGAUCUUUGGUGGUUGAUGCACCUCCAUGAAUGAAAUCCUAUGGGCAGCCAACUAUUGAUAGAAUAUUGCUUGAUCUACACAGGAAAAACUCUGGUAGCCAAAACCUGACUUGAAUAGGCACAAUGAAGAUUUACAGCCUCUCAUCCAGAUUCCAGACCUAAGUCAAUUCACAGACCAGGGCCCCUUAACUACAGGAGGAUAGAUCCCCUUGAAGGUACAUACCAUAAAUCUUCCUCCAUUUUCCUAGGUAUCUAUAAUUAUUUGCUAGGGUGACUGUUCAUGAGAGGAAAAAAAGAAAUCUAGACCAUUUGGCAUUUACUAGGUACUACCUCUAAAUUAAUUCUACCUCUAAAUUAAUUCUAAUUCCUGGGAGCCCAAAACACCACUAUGGCUCACCAGUCAAAAUGAAGGCUUACAGUGAGGUGAUAGCUUAGCUCAGGUCCAAAUUACAGUAGACCCAGUUGGUCCAGUGUGGUUAUUUCCCUACUUCCUGAAUGUAUAUAAGUGGAAUAGACAUAAUUAGCAACUGAAAGGAUUCCAAUAUUAUUCUCUGACCCAUUAGUUAAAGGCUCAUUAUGGUAGGAAGGGAUAAUGAAAAGCCCCUGGAACUUCCCCUUUCUAUCAAGAAACUAGAAGCAAUAACUCUGGGGAAAUUGCAGAGAUUAAUGCCAUCAUCAAAGACUUGAAAGUGAGGGUGGUGAUACCUUUAACAUCACCACUUAACACACCACUGUGGCCUGUGCAGAAAACAGAUGGAUCUUAGAAAAUGACUAGGGACUACCAGGUUCACACCUUAACCAAGUAGUGAUUCCAAUUGCAGCUGCUAUCCCAGAUGCAGUAUCUUUACUGGAGCAAAUGAGUAUGCCCUUGGCACUUGUUAUGCUGUUAUAAUGCCCUUUGCUCCAUAUCAAAUUGCAAGGAACACAAGAGGCAGUUUGCUUUUACCUGGAAGGGUCACAAUAUACCUUCAAAUUCUUGCCUCAAGCCUUCAUCAGUUCUCCUGCUCUGUCAUGAUAUAGUUCAUAGAGACCUAGAGCAUCAUGAUAUUCCACAAACAUCACACUGAUCCACUACAUUGACAAAAUUAUGCUGACUGGAUACGAUGAGCAGGAAGUAGUAAGUACUUAGGUACCUUAGUAAGACUCGUAAGAACUAGAGGGUGAAAGAUAAAUCCUACAAAACGUAACUGCAACAAAGUUUCUGGGGGCUUAGAGCAUGAUGAACCCCCAAGAUGAAAGACAUAUUGCUUCAUCUCACAGUAUGUUACCAUGAAAAAAGAGGUACGAUGCUAAGUAGGCCUUUUUGGAUUUUAAAGGCAAACAUAUACUAUAUUUGAGUGUGCUACUUCAACCAACCUAGAGAGUCACCCGUAAGACUACCGAUUUUGAGUAGGAAAUCACUCACAAAGGCCCUGUUGUGAAUUUGAGGUAAAGUAUAAGCUGCUCUGCCAUUUAGGUCGUAUGAUCCAACAGAGCCAAUGAUACUAAGUGUCCAGGCAUAUAGGGACACAGCAUGGAGCUUCUGUCAAGCACCAGUAGGAGAAUCACAGGGCAGACCCCUAGGAUUUUGGAGCAAAUCUUUGCCCUCUUCUGAAGAUAACUAUUCUCCUUUUGCACCUUGGUAGAGACUGAAUGUCUAACCAAGGGAGAUUAGGUGAUCAUAUAGCCUGAGCUUCCCAUCAUGAUUUGGGUGUUGUAGGACCCACUUAGUCAUAAACUUGAGCAUGCACAGCAGCAAUCAAUGGAAAUGGUAUACAAUAGACUUAGCUUGCUUGAGCUGGUCUGCAACAUAAAAAGUGUCCUUGAACACGUGGCUCAGACUGAGUAUCAGCUCAAUCCAUACCUCUGACCUGAGGUGCUCUAACAACUAGCUGGCCAAAAAAGAAAAAACAAAACAAAACAAAAUCAAGCCUGCUUUAUAGAUAGGUCUGCAUAUUGUUGGUUCCACCCAAAAGUGGACAUCUGCAGCACCAGGGGUGGACCUGAAGGACAAUGGUGAAAUAAAAUCCUCCCUGUGAGCAGAAGUCUGAGAGUACAUUUGGUUGUCCACUAUGUCUGAAUGAGAGAUGACCACAGCUACAGAUCUAUACUGAUUCAUGGGCUGAUGGUUUGGUUAUCCAAGGACUAGGAGGAAACAGGAUUGAAAGUCUGGUGAUAAGGAAGUCUGGGAAGAGGUAUGUGGAUGGACCUGGGAAUGGUCACACACUGUGAAGAUAUUUGUGUCCCAUGUCAAUGUCCAGUAAAGGUCAUCCACAGCAGAGGCUCUUAUUAAUCCAGUGGGCAAAAAAUAAUGUACUCCAUGGGUGUCAGUCAACCUCAUUCCCCAGCUACCCUAGUGCUUGCUCCCUGUGCCCAUGAACAAUAUAGCAUUGGUGGCAGGGCCAGAGGCUUUGAAUGGGCUCAACAACAUAGACGUCCCCUUCCUAAGGCUGGCAUGCACUACUGACAAGUGCCUAAUCUGUCAAGAGCUGAGACUGAUACUAAGGCCACAGUACGGCACCAAUCCCAUGGGUGAUAGUCAUCCACCUGGUGGCAGUUUGAUUACAUUGGACCCCUUCUAUCAUAGAUGGGGCAGAGAUUCAACUUCACUAAAAUAGACAUGGAUUCUGGACAUGGAUUGCCUUCCUGUCCAUAAUGCUUCUUUCAGCAUUACCACCUGACCCAUGUCAUGUACUCACAGAAUGCCUUACCCACCAUCAUGGCAUUUCCUAUAGCAUUUCUUUUAACCAAGGAAACAAUUUCACAAUAAAGGAAAUGCUGCAGUGAGCUCAUGAAAUUAACAUACCCCAACACUCAGAAGUGGCUGGUCUAACUGAAAGGUGGAACAGCUCAGAGUAUUCGUGUGCAACAGUUGGGAGACACCACCCUGCAAGGAUGGAAUUCUGUCUUAAAGGUAGCAUCUCGCUUGAGAUGGAGUAUAUGGGUCCAAGAUCAAGGGGUGGCACCUCUCACGAUUAUACUUCUCAUCCCAGCAACCUCGAACUGUGCUGGUUUGGAGGUCUUAGUUUCCAAGGGAUGCUUCAACUAGGGACACAACAAUGGGCCUACUGAUCUAAGAUGAGACUGCCGCUUGGCCAGGAUUCUUUUGCCGCUAAACCAAUAGGCAGAAAAAGGUCUUACUACACUGGCUGGAAUGAUCAAUUCUGAUUACCAAAGGGAGGUUGUAUUGCUGGUACAUAAUCGAGGCAAGGGCUAUAUCUGGAACACAGGGGAUUCUCUGGGUACCUGAGAAACAGAAAAGGUUAAUGAAAAAUGACAGUGACCAAAACAGGUAGGACAAUUAGAGGAUUCAGAACCUUUGGUAAUGAAUAUUUGAGUCACUCCACCAGGUGAAGAACCCUGACCAACUGAGGUUCUGACAAAGGGCAAAAGAAAUAUCGAAUAUAUAGUGGAAGUUCAUAAAUUUAGAAACAAGGGCUUUGAAUCUACCCCUUGUUGCCUGCUCCAUCAAUUAUUAUGGUGAAAAUGGAGCUGGGCCAUAUGAAUACUUUUUUGCUAGGUGGCAUGUUUUGUCAGUAGAAGGUACUGGAGGAAUUUCUCUUCCUGGUUCUAGGUAGACUCUUAACAGUGCCCAGCUCUAGCAGUGCAUAUAGCUUAGCAGUAGUGUCACCUUACCCUGCACCCCCUGUUGGAUGACUUCACAGACUGCCACUGAUGUAGUAUCUCCUCAUGGAUAGUUUCCCUGGCACCAUCGCCAAGGGAUUUACAGCUGUCACAAGCUUCAUCCCAAGAACCAUGGUUGUAUCUUGAUUUCUGGAAUUCAGCCACAAGGAACAUAGAUAGUGGCUAGUCCCUAGAUUUGCUAUUUUCUGUAUUCUUUAGAGUUCUCUUUACUGCUUUGCAGAUUUUUAUUUCUUAAAAUAUUACAGAUAAUAUGCCCCAUCACUCCAAUCUACUCCUAUAGUUAAUACUUUUCUGUCAAAUCUUCCUGUUCAUAUUAUGUGGCUUCUGUCUCCUGCUGAAACAGACACCAAAAUCAAAGACUUGAAAAUAAUGAUUGAAGAAAGUCCACUGACCAUGGGUUAGCACCCAGCAUAUUUUAAGAUUAAAAAAAUCUACAAAAUGUUAAGAUGAUAGAAAAACAGGCAAUUCACAGAGGAAGUACAAAUUAAUUAUAGUAACCAAAUAAAUCAUUCUACUUACUGGAAUAUUAAAAUUUAACUUUGCCAAUAUCAAGUGGUAAGGAUACAGAAAACAUUCUGAUAUCUGCUGGUGGGGACUGGAAGGCAAUCUCAGUGUUAAAAAUUUUAAAGUGGAAACCCUGUGACGUAGGUGUCCACUUCUCCAUGUUUACUCUAGAGAAAUAUUCAUACAUAAACAAGGUGACAGGUACAAAGAUAUUCUUUAGAAAACAGUAAAAACUACAAAUUACAAACAACCUAAUUGUGCUUCAAUAGGUAGAUACUUACAAUAUUCACACUACAUAUACCAACAGAGAAUUUAAGAAUCAUCUGGUAUAGCUAAUGAGUGGAAAAAAGUUGCAGGAUAAUGUUAAAAUAAAAAUUCACAUCAUAUAUUUUUUAAGGGUACAUUUAGUUAUGUGUAUAUAAAUUGCUGAGGGGAAGAGUUUAACACCAAACCAAUUCUAGUAAUUACCUCUGGAAAGUAGAGGAGGGCAAGGAAGGGGAAGGGGCUAGGGAUGGUCAAAGCAGACUUCACCUGUAAUAGUUCAAGAAAAAAAAAUGUAUUUAUUACUUAAAUAAUUAAAAAUUAAGACUAAAGUCCUAUCUCGAACUUUUUCUUCUGGCCAAGAUGAAAUAAGAGACUGGAUAUACCCUGAAACAAAUGAAAAACUAGACAAAACACAUUAAACAGUGGUUUUCAAUACAUUGGACUUUAGGCAAAGAAGGAUAGUGAUCCCUGAAGGAAAGAAAACCACCGACCCAGCUUACUGCCUUGAAUUUCUAAGCCAUGAUGCAGGAAGGAAACAACCAGGCAGAGCUCAGUGGACUUCCUGAGUUGAGGAGAUGGAGCUGAAAGUUAAGGGAGACGAAGGGAGACAGAGUUCCCAGGGCAGAGGACCAGGGAGGAGAAAACUACACAAAGUGGAACUCCAGAGAUUUGCAGAGGGCACCCCUCCCCUCAAGUAUUCAGCAGUGUACUGGUCAGCACAUGUACAUGAGGAAACUACCCAAGGCUGGGGAAAGGUUUAGAGGAAACAGUACCUGGAACGCACACAAGUCUAGGAAUAGAGGCUGUUUCCACUAGCCCAGACCAGAAAGCCUCUUAAUCCAGGAGGCACUACGUACACAGAACUGGGGAACAAUUAGCCCUAGAACAAAUGCUCUGGUCUCACCUAACAAAGCUUAAAAGCAAGACCUGAAAGGAUCCAACUGUUUCCAAGUUGGAUCCAACUGUUUUCAUAGUUUUCAACUAUGUCCCAGAACAAAAAUAACUGGCAUCCAACAAGUUAAAAUUUAUGUCUGGCAAUGCAAUAAAAAAUUACCAAGCCUACAAAGAAGUAGGAAAAUAUGACCCAUAAUGAGGGGAAAAAAAAAGUCAAUGAACAGAAACUGACCCAGAUGUUAAAAGCUGUUAUAUGUUCAAAAAGUAAAGAUGGAACAUGCAGAAACAUGAAAAACACCCAAAUUGAACUUUUAAAAGUGACGACACCUGAAAUGAAAAACACACUGGGUAAGAUUAAAAACAGAUUAGACAUAGCAGAAGUUGUUAGUGAAUUUAAAGAUGGUAAUAAUCUGACAUGAAACAGAGAAAGAUUUUUAAAAAACCUAAACAGUGCAUGGGUAAACUGUAAGUCACCUUCUAGCAGCCUGUGUGUAAUUAGAGUCCCCAACACAGAGAAUGGAAAGAACAGAAAAAGAUACCUGACGAAACAGCUGAAAGUUUUCCAAAUGUGAUGAAGAACCAUAGAUCCAAGAAACUCAACAAACCUCAACCACAAGAAACAAAACUACAGCAUAGCACAUCACAAUCAAAAUGCUCAAAAUGAGUGAUAAGGAGAAAAAUCUUUAAAGAGGAAAAAAAAAAAACAUGUACUGAGGAACAAAAGAUAAAGAUGAGAUUUCUCAUAGGACACGAUGCAUGAGAGAAGAUGUUAGAUCAACAUCAUUAAAGGGCUAAAAGCAAAAAUGUCAACCUAGAAUUCUAUAUCCAAUGAAAACGUCUUUCAAAAACGAAAGCAGACACACAAAAACUGGAAGAAUUCAUCAACAAUACCUGUACCAUCAAAACUAGAAAAGUUCAAGGUUAAAGGACAUCCUUUAGGCAGAAGGUAGAUAACACCAGCAACAGGUUAUCUACACAAAUUGAGGAAGAGCACAGGGAUGGUAACUACAUGGGGAAAUACACAGGACUUUUCAUUAUCAUAAAAAAAAAAAAAAAGAAAAAAAACCUAUUGUGAACACCAUUCUUAUCAAAAUAACAAUUUGUCUCUAGCAAUGUUUUGGAGAGCCUUCAAUACACUCUUCUGGAUUUUAAGGCUGAUAGGUGAGUAUUUAUUCUCUCUUCUUAGUCCAAGUUCUGUGAUUUAGUAUAGAAUAUAAUGUUGCCCCAAACAUGGGCCUAAAGAACCAGAUUUCACAUCCCAGCAUGUGGCUUUGUCCUAGAUAUUUAUACCAAAGACUCUGAACAGAAACCCAAUUUUACUUUAUAUGCAAUCUGAAUAAGGCAGAAAGUCACAAACAAGCUUUCAGAUAUCUAACAACAGAUGGUAUUCUGAUAAAUACUUGCUUAACUAGCACAUAAGUAGAUGAUUUCUAAUGAUUUGAGGAAGAUCAACUUGCAUGUCAAUCCCACAGGCAUACCAAGUCCUCCCUCCAACUAUCAUUUCUAAGGCUCUGUUCUCCACUGAUGAAUAUGUCCCUUAGUUACCAUCUGCUAGUCUUCAGGAGCAAUGAAAAGCUGAGGAGACAAGCCAUCCCCCAACAGACUAAGGUAAACGCACUAGCAUUAAACUUCGUAAU
This is a messenger RNA of Delphinapterus leucas (beluga whale), 11914 nucleotides long. The record is from RefSeq and is a predicted model, not a curated record. Lineage: Eukaryota; Metazoa; Chordata; Mammalia; Artiodactyla; Monodontidae.